AUGGGCAAGCUCCUCGCGCUCGAGCUGUACAACUUCAAGUCCUACAAAGGCCACCAUGUGUUGCAGUUCGGCGACAGCUUCUUCACGUCGAUCAUUGGCCCCAAUGGAUCUGGCAAGUCCAACUCCAUGGACGCCAUCUCCUUCGUCCUGGGCAUCAAGUCGUCUCACUUGCGAUCGCAGCAUCUCAAGGAUCUUGUGUACCGUGGUCGCGUGCUGAAGCAUUCCAAAAUCAAUGCCGAUGGAACUGCAACGGAUGAAGUCCCAAACGGACACGUCAAUGGCGAUGCGGUGAAUGGAGCAGAUGAUGUUGAUGAGGAGGUGGAGGUGCCGAUUGAGAGUCAGCGGAACGACCCCCAGACAGCUUGGGUCAUGGCAGUGUAUGAGGACGAUGCCGGAGAAGAGCAGAAAUGGAAGCGCACCAUCACUUCCAACGGCCAGUCAGAGUAUCGCAUCAACAACAAGCCCGUGACCGCGAAGACGUACAACGAGGCACUUGAACAAGAGAACAUCCUGAUCAAGGCCCGAAACUUCCUCGUCUUUCAGGGAGAUGUGGAAGCAAUAGCAUCGCAGUCGCCGAAAGAUCUGACCCGCUUGAUUGAGCAGAUCAGUGGCUCACUCGAGUACAAGGCCGACUACGAGCGAUCGAAGCUGGAGAAAGAGAGAGCAGAAGACGACCAGAGAUAUAAGCUGGAUCAGCGACGUGGUAUCAAUGGCGAGAUCAAGCAAUAUCGAGAGCAGAAGGAGGAGCUUGACAAGUACGAGCAAACGCGCGACCAGAAGUAUGAGGCAGUGGUCACCCAGAUCCUGUGGAAGCUCUUCCACUUCCAACGCACAAUCGAAGACAGCACUGCCGAGAUACAGCGACACCAGGCCGAGUUGAAGGAAUUCAGGCGUAAUGUGCAGAAGUUCUCAGACCGGCUGGAAGCGGCAAAGGCAGAGCAGGCCAAGGUUGGCCGUGAGGUGAACAAGUGCGAGCGAGAAAUCAAACGCAAGGAGAAGGAGGUCGAACAAAAGGAGAAUUCGCUCAUUCCCGUUGACGAGAAGCUCUCGAUUCAUUCGUCCAAUCUGGAAUCAUACCGAAAGAGAGUAGACGACAUUGCAAAGGAGCGCGACGACAAGAAGAAAACGUUUGAGAAAUUUGAGAAAGACCUCCAAACAGUGCAGACCGCGCAGAAGCGUUGGGAGAAGGAGUGGAAUGCCCAGCAGCAGAAGAUGGGCAGGAAGCUGAACGACGCUGAUCUUCAAGAGUUGGAGCGUCUUCGUAGAGAAGUUUACAAGCGUGCUGGGAAUGAUCGAAACAAGAUCGACACCAUCACACGACAGCUCAAGACUGAUGAAGAGACCGUAGCCUCUCUGAAAUCGUCACUCGAAAACACGGAAGCCCAGGCCUCGACCUUGCAAGAAGAUGUUGACGGGCUGAAGCAGCGGCGUGAGGAAGUGCGUCGCACUGUUAAGUCUACCAGCAAGGAGAUCGAUGCCAAGAAGGUUGCCAUCAACGCUUUGAUCAGUGACCGAGACCGCACAGAGCAAAAGUCUCGAGAACUGGACGAGAAGCUACACCAGGUGCUCAGUAAGCUCGACGAGGCCAUGGGCUUCCAGCGCGAGUCUCACAAGGAAGCUCAACAACGAGAGUUGGUCUCCCAGCUGAAGCGUAUCUACCCUGGCGUUCGCGGUUUGCUGGGCAGUCUCUGCAGGCCGAAGCAGAAGAAGUACGAGACUGCUGUGUCGACUGUCUUGGGACGUCAUUACGACGCGAUCGUGGUCGACACCGAGAAGACCGCUAGAGAAUGUAUUCAGUUCCUCAAGGACCAGCGUACGGCUUCGGCCACGUUCAUUCCCCUGGACACCAUCAUACACAAGCAGCCCAAUGCGAACCUGCGAGGCAUGCACCAGGGCAUGAGACUAGCCAUUGAUACCAUCGACUUCGACACAAACCUGGAGCGAGCCAUGAGUUUUGCAUGCGGCAAUGCCAUCGUCACUGACACUAUUGCCAUCGCAAAGAACUUGGUGUACAACCGCAACGUCGAUGCUAAGGCAGUCACGCUCGACGGCACUGUCAUCCACAAGGGCGGUAACAUGACCGGCGGUGAGGGUAUUGAGAAGAAGCGUCGAUUCGAAGACGCAGAAGUUGACAACCUGCGCACCAUGGCAGACAAGUUCAAAGGCGAGAUUGAUGCAUUGCCAAAAGGUCACAAGCGCCAGUCCGAGGAAGAGAAAUUGCGGUCUGAUCUGACAGGCUUGGAGACGAAGCUGAAAUAUGCUCAAGACGAACUGAAGACACUGGAUCGCAACAUCGACAGCAAAUCGCGAGAGCUGCAACAUGUCCAGUCUCAGCUUAAGGAUCUGAGACCAAAGUAUCAGGAGCAGGCUCGUGGCGUCGAGACCUUGCGUGAGCAGCUCGAAGACCACACUGCAGCACUGGCGGAGAUAGAGGACGAGGUAUUCGGUGCCUUCUGCCAGCGUGUGGGAUACGAAAACAUCCGCGAGUACGAUCGACAACAAGGCGCUUUGCAAGAAGAGGCCACCAAGGCCGCGGACAAUUUCAAGAGACAGAUCUCACGACUCAACCAGUCGGUGACGUAUGCAAAAGCAGAUCUGGCAAGCACCGAGAACAGACUGAAGAGUGUUCAACAAUCGAGCAAGCGUGACGAGGACAUGGUCGCCGCUCUCGAGGCGGAGAAAGAGCAGAUCACUGCAGAGCUCGAAGAACUGAAUGAGGAGAUCGCAGAGCUGAAUGGACAGCUCGAGGAGCUGAAGAAGCAAUUCGACGAGCGAGGCCAGACUGUACAAGAAGCCAGACGAGAGCUGGCAAAGCGCAGCAAGGGCGAAGAGAAGACGGUCAAGGAGAUCAACGUCCUCGACGCCGAAGUCCAAAGGGCAUCCAGUGGACGCUACGGCAUCCUACGAAGCUGCAAGGUCGAAAACAUCACCCUUCCACUCGAGCGCGGCAGCCGCAAGGUCGACUCCCUCCCCAUGGAACACACCGUCCUCGAAGAAGACGAAAACGCCAUGGACGUCGACGGCGAAGAAGGCAUCUCAGCCGCUAAGCUCAAAGAUUACGGCAUCUCCGUUUCCUUCGACGACCUGGAUGACGAUCUCAAAGAAGACCCCAGCGACGAAUGCGAAGCCAGCCUCUCGGAAAAAAUCAACACCCUCCAAACCUCGCUCGACAAGAUGGCCCCCAACAUGCGCUCCGCCGAACGCCUCGAAACGACCGAAGCCCGCCUCAAUGCCACCGACCAGGAAUUCAACCAGUCCAAAACCGCCUACAAGAAAGCCAGCAAAGCCUUCGAAGACAUCCGCGCCAAACGCAUGGAUCUCUUCCAAAAAGCCUUCCAGCACAUCUCGGAGCAAAUCGGCCCCGUCUACAAAGAACUCACCAAGACGCAGUCCUUCCCCCUCGGCGGCAACGCCUCCCUGGACGUCGAAGACGAAGACGAACCGUACCUCUCCGGCGUGAAAUACCACGCCAUGCCGCCCCUCAAACGCUUCCGCGACAUGGAGCACCUCUCCGGCGGCGAGAAGACCAUGGCGGCGUUGGCGCUGCUCUUCGCCGUGCACACGUACGCGCCCUCGCCGUUCUUCGUCCUCGACGAGGUGGACGCCGCGCUGGACCAUGCGAACACGACCCAGUUGGCGCAGUAUGUCCGGGAGCAUGCCGGGCCUGGCAUGCAGUUUGUGGUGAUUUCGCUCAAGACGGGGCUCUUUCAGAACAGUGAGACGUUGGUGGGGAUUAUGCGGGAUCAGGCGGUGAACAGCUCGAGGGCGUUGACGUUGGAUGUAAGUUUUGAUUUCUUUCUUAACGUGGUCAUUGUGAUGAUGCUAACGUGUUUGUCACAGCUACGAAAGUAUCAGGCUGUCUAA
Molecule: messenger RNA, 3864 nt
Organism: Zasmidium cellare ATCC 36951
Lineage: Eukaryota; Fungi; Ascomycota; Dothideomycetes; Mycosphaerellales; Mycosphaerellaceae
Exons: 1
Coding region: 1-3864 (1287 amino acids)
Biological process (GO): sister chromatid cohesion
Cellular component (GO): cohesin complex; nucleus; chromosome
Molecular function (GO): protein binding; ATP binding; ATP hydrolysis activity
Source: RefSeq, a predicted model, not a curated record